Messenger RNA from Hyla sarda, 1201 nucleotides. It is a transcript of the gene CBFB, whose product is annotated as core-binding factor subunit beta. The transcript is spliced from 5 exons. Gene Ontology annotation, cellular component: nucleus; core-binding factor complex. Bases 183 to 596 code for a protein of 137 amino acids. NCBI's taxonomy places the organism in Eukaryota, Metazoa, Chordata, Amphibia, Anura, Hylidae. Gene Ontology annotation, biological process: regulation of transcription by RNA polymerase II. The record is from RefSeq and is a predicted model, not a curated record. Gene Ontology annotation, molecular function: transcription coactivator activity; sequence-specific DNA binding.
CACGGUUGGUACCUCACAAAGCAAAGGCGUGUGGGCGGGGCACGUGAUUGAGUGGGCGGAGUCAAGCUCUGAGGAGGAAAGAGGCGGAGUCUAAGAACGGCGACCACCGGGCGGGAGACACCCAGAGUGUGGUGACCCGGGAGGGUGACAGGAAGACAUUGAGUUGCCUGGUUGGUUGAAGGAUGCCGCGGGUAGUGCCGGAUCAGAGAAGCAAGUUCGAAAAUGAGGAAUUUUUCCGGAAACUGAGUCGUGAAUGUGAGAUCAAAUACACAGGGUUUAGGGACCGACCGCAUGAGGAACGACAGGGGCGUUUUCAGAAUGUUCAUUUAAAGGCCCCCAUGAUUCUGAACGGUGUGUGUGUCAUGUGGAGAGGAUGGAUAGACCUCCAACGGUUGGACGGAAUGGGCUGCUUAGAAUUCGAUGAAGACAGAGCGCAGCAUGAGGACGCCUUGGCACAACAGGCCUUUGAGGAAGCUCGGAGAAGAACUCGUGAGUUUGAAGACAGAGAUCGCUCUCACCGGGAGGAAAUGGAGGCUCGGCGACAACAGGAUCCCACCUCCGGCCUGGGCAGUGGAGAUGAUCUGAAGCUACGUUAAGCCUGACCCCACCUCCAAGCUUCCCUUAUUCCAGUGAUCUGCAAGACCAGGAGGAUAAAAGCCUUUGACCAUUUCAUCUCAACCCUUCACUUUGAAGCUUCCUGCACACGUGCUGUCUGCGCCCUCCAAGAGCGGUUUAAUCCCCCUCCCUCUCGUCUAUGCAAGCUUUUAGCCGCAUCUGAUGUGCACUCAGGCGGCUGUAGUUUUUCAUUUACAGUUUGCUGAUAAAAUAGGUCAAUAGUGUUUUUGUAAGAAUGUUAAUUUUUGUUAUGCUUUUCUGCUUUUUUUUUUGUAUUUUUUUUUUUUGCCGUCAUAUCCAGUAAGAAGGCUGUAUUGGUGUUAGGUCAAUUAUAAAAGCACCACUGUUACAGUAUACAGAGGGUUCAUACUGGACAUCUUGCUGCAAAAAGGGUUAAUGCUCAAUCAAACAGUUCUUUUGCAUAUUGAUGCCUUUUAUGUUUUUAUUGUAUUUUAAUUGAUUUUAUUUCAUUCUAUUUUUUUUUAUUUUUUUUAUAUACCGUAUUUAUCGGGGUAUACCACGCACCGGCCUAUAACACGCACCCUCAUUUUACCAAGGAUAUUUGGGUAAAAAAAGUUUUUUACCC